This is a messenger RNA of Telopea speciosissima, 867 nucleotides long. RefSeq lists its product as uncharacterized. The transcript has a single exon. Gene Ontology annotation, molecular function: RNA-DNA hybrid ribonuclease activity; nucleic acid binding. The record is from RefSeq and is a predicted model, not a curated record. Lineage: Eukaryota; Viridiplantae; Streptophyta; Magnoliopsida; Proteales; Proteaceae. Bases 1 to 867 code for a protein of 288 amino acids.
AUGGAAUCCUGCAACCACAUUCUCCUAGACUGCCCCUUUGCUAGAGCUACUUGGUUCGGCAGCGAUUUGACUUUCAUCGUCCCAAGCAAUGCCCCUCCUCGGCCCGAGAACUUAUUGCAAGCGUGGGAUCGGUUUGGUUUUCCCUCUAAGAAGAGCAGUGCUGAAGUGUUAAGUCUCUUCUCCGUUGUGUGCUGGUCCCUUUGGCUAGCGAGGAACGAGUUGAUUUUGAACCACAAGGAGCUCUCACCGGUUGAAGUCUUCUCCAAGGCCCAACAAGCCUUUAACGAUUUCAUGGACAUUGAGAAUGGCAAGGUCUUAAAUACUGGUCCAGCGCUCGGCUAUGUGGAGACAUCCCCUACUCCGAAAUGGAAAUCUCCUUCAGCUGGCACUUUGAAACUGAAUUGCGAUGCGGCUCUCCCAAGAGAUUCUAUUAUGGGUGGGGUGGGAUUCAUCAUACGAAAUCACUUGGGUAUUCCAUCUAUGGCAGUCUCAGAACCCCUUGUGUUUGAUGAAGCUCUUAUUGGUGAGGCUUUAGCGAUUCUCAAAGGUGUUAGUGCAGCUGCAGAUGCGGGGCAUCAUCAAGUGGAGGUUGAGUCUGAUAAUUUUGAGAUGGUGACUUUCCUGAAUGGUGUUAACUCCCAUCCUCCGUUAUCAGUGGCUAGUAUCGUGGAGGAUAUUGCACAUAUAGCCUCAAGUAUCCCCUAUUAUACUUUUGUUCAUGUUUCUAGAGGUGCUAACUUUGCUGCACAUUCUCUAACUAGGAUGGCCUUGUCUUUGGCAAGUAUGACGGUUUGGCCAACUUCCUCUCCUUGGCUUCUUGAUAUUUGUAAUCAGGAUGUCUUGAGCUCCUCUUGCCCACUUCAAUAA